This is a messenger RNA of Erigeron canadensis, 2078 nucleotides long. RefSeq names its product serine/threonine protein phosphatase 2A regulatory subunit B''beta-like. Gene Ontology annotation, cellular component: protein phosphatase type 2A complex. Bases 101 to 1717 code for a protein of 538 amino acids. Gene Ontology annotation, biological process: protein dephosphorylation. Gene Ontology annotation, molecular function: calcium ion binding; protein phosphatase regulator activity. The record is from RefSeq and is a predicted model, not a curated record. Lineage: Eukaryota; Viridiplantae; Streptophyta; Magnoliopsida; Asterales; Asteraceae. The transcript has 13 exons.
GUUUUUAGGGCUAAUUUGCGAUCUGGGUUUCAAAGAUUUUUCAAAAAAGAUAAGAAAUUUGGGAAUAUAUAUAUACAUAUAUAAAUAAAUAUAUAUAUAUAUGGAUAUUAUGAUGGAUAAUAAUAAUAAUUGGGAAUUGGGUACUCUUGACCCAGAAUUAUUACAGCUAAAUGAAGUCUAUAUUUCAUUGGGAAGUGGUAAUAAUAAGUCAUCAAAUCUUUCUUUUGCUCAGAAGCUUUUUGAUCAAUGGCUUUCUCUCCCUGAAACCACACCUUUGGUGAAGUCUAUGCUAAACAAGGCUAAGUCAGGGGUUGCACUGAAUGUUUCUGGAGCAGCUUCCAGCCCGAAAUCUGCUUGUAGCAACUCUGUGCCUCCACUUUCGCCUAGAAGCUCUUCUGGUUCUCCUCGUAUAACAAAGCAUAGAGGCCCUUCUGUUUUAGGUUCUCCGUUGAAACUAGUUACCGAGCCGGUCAAAGAGAUAAUCCCUCAGUUUUAUUUUCAAAAUGGGCGCCCACCACCUAAUGAACUUAAAGAACGAUGUUUGUUUAGAAUUAACUCGUUCUUCUAUGGUCAUGCCAGUGGACUAUCAUUGGAUGAAUUCAAACCUGUUACCAAGGAAGUAUGCAUGCUCCCAUCAUUUUUCUCAACCACUCUGUUUAAAAAGAUAGAUGUUGAAAAUACUGGCUUUGUAACCAGGGAUGCAUUUGUGGAUUUUUGGGUCAAUGGUAACAUGCUGACAAAAGAUAUAGCCACCCAAGUUUUCACAUUAUUAAAGCAGCCUGAUUUGAGAUAUCUUACUCAGGAGGACUUCAAACCCAUUCUUCGUGAACUUUUGACAACUCAUCCAGGGUUGGAAUUCUUACAGAGCACACCCGAAUUUCAAGAGAGAUAUGCUGAGACGGUAAUCUACAGAAUAUUUUACUAUGUGAACCGAGCGGGUAAUGGUCGUCUCACCCUGAGGGAGCUCAAGCGUGGAAACUUAAUUACUGCAAUGCUUCAUGCAGAUGAAGAAGAGGACAUAAACAAAGUUCUGAAGUUCUUCUCGUAUGAACACUUUUAUGUAAUAUACUGCAAGUUCUGGGAACUGGACACAGAUCAUGAUUUCUUGAUUGAUAAAGAGAACCUCAUUAGAUAUGGUAACCAUGCACUCACCUACAGGAUUGUUGACAGAAUAUUCUCCCAGGUUCCACGGAAGUUCACCAGUGAAGUUGAGGGGAAAAUGGGAUAUGAAGAUUUUGUUUACUUCAUUUUGUCUGAAGAGGAUAAAUCAUCUGAGCCUAGUCUUGAGUACUGGUUUAAGUGCAUAGAUUUAGAUGGAAAUGGGGUGCUAACAAGGAAUGAAUUACAGUUUUUCUAUGAAGAACAGUUGCAUAGGAUGGAAUGUAUGGCACAAGAGCCUGUUCUUUUUGAGGAUAUAUUAUGUCAGAUAGUCGACAUGGUUAAACCACAGGAUGAGGCAUAUAUGACUUUACAUGACCUGAAAGGAAGCAAACUUUCUGGCAGUUGUUUCAAUAUCCUCUUCAACCUUAAUAAGUUCAUGGCUUUUGAAUCUCGUGAUCCGUUUCUCAUUCGUCAAGAGCGUGAAAAUCCAACAUUGACUGAAUGGGACCGGUUUGCACAUCGGGAGUAUAUCCGACUUUCAAUGGAGGAAGAUGCAGAUGAUGCCUCUAAUGGUAGUGCAGAUGUAUGGGAUGAGUCUCUUGAGGCCCCAUUUUGACCUCAAUUCAGAAAACUACUCAUAUAGGUUAACUAGGAUGCGAUUUUUAAAUCAAGUUGGGACUCCUUAACAGAAGGCUGUAAAGUUUUUAGAAGGCAUUACUGAGCAUGAUUAAUCUGGAGUAUAAAUCUCCAGACAAGUAAAAGGGGGUUCUCAAAUUGCAUGCUCGAUAGAACUGUCACAUCAUAAAUCAAGUCGACUCUCAAAUAUUUUUGCAACCUUUUUCUUACAAGCAUUUUCGUUUAUUAGUUGCUUUUGCUUAAAACCAUUAGCUGUUUUUUUGGUUCUAAAAUGCAUUCAUUAACAUUUUCUCGAUGGGUUCUGAUACGAGUAAUAGAUGUAUGUUUCAGUUGAUCUUUUA